Messenger RNA from Lethenteron reissneri (Far Eastern brook lamprey), 3540 nucleotides. RefSeq names its product pentraxin-4-like. NCBI's taxonomy places the organism in Eukaryota, Metazoa, Chordata, Hyperoartia, Petromyzontiformes, Petromyzontidae. The record is from RefSeq and is a predicted model, not a curated record.
UGUAGUUGACCUGAGCAGCCAAUUUUAAUCACGACUCGUGUUCCCGCUCCUCCUCAAAGCCAUCGUCUUCAAAACGACUUAAUACGCACUCUGCUACCUCCUCGAGUCUGCCAGUGGUCGUGCCCAGCAAUGCGUUGCCCUGUGGGCCACGGUGCCGUCCUCGGUCUGGUGGCUGCGCUCUUAACCCUGGCUCCACUCGGAGCCGACGAAUCCCAGCCACGAAGACUCGGCUCUGCAGCAGCUGCAGGCGUCCGCCGGAGACCUCUGAGUGCUGCCGCCGCUGCCUCUGCCCUGCGCUCACUGAACCAGACGACCGUGACGGGAAACCAGCCUGGACCCGUCCUCAGCCUGUCUGAGCUCAGAGCCGCUUUCCCUCGCCUCCACCGAGACGUCUACGAGCUCAAAGUCGCGUUCCGCCUCUUCAGGGACGACGCUCAGCGUCGCCUCGAGUCUCUGGGGGCCUCUCACGAGAACCUCACCACGUCUUCCACCGCCAGCCGCGACCUGGAGGCACAGGUGCGUGAGUUCAAGAGAAGCGCGCGCAAGCAGGCCACGGACUGGGAGCUGCGUCUCUCGGCCCUCGAGGCCGUCUUGGACGGGGUGCAGCGUCGAAUGUCAUCCGAGGGUGCCCAGGCCGUAGCGCGCCUCGCCAAUGCCACGGCCGAGCUACGGAAUGCCGGGGUCGCGGCGCGCACCGAGGAGGCGGGCGCUUUGCGGCGUGCGUUGGACGCGUUGGAGAGGCAGGGACGUGCUCGCGACGUGCGACUCCAGACGCUGGAGCGAGCGCUGAACGAGUCUCUGACGGCCAGAGGCGGGGGCAGGAGGAAGGCAGGAGGAGGGGGAAGAAGGGGGACAGCGAAGGGGACCCUUCGCGGAGAGCCGAGGAGACACGUUGGCGUGUGUAACGUGAAGGCCGCCCUGCGCUUCCCCGCCGCCUCCGUGUCCAGCGCGGCCUCGUUCCGCAAGGGCCUUUCGGCGCCGCUGAGCGCCUUCACCGCCUGCUUCUGGCUGCGCACGAGCGCUGGCUACGUGGGCACCGUGCUGUCCUACGCCACGGAGGACAACGACAACAAGCUAGUGCUGUAUGGCCGCGCCGCGGGGGAGGGCCGUCUCCAGCUGGUCAUCGGCGACCCCGAAUACCGCGAGCUGCCGGCAGCCGCCCUGCUCGACGGCGGCUGGCACCACGCGUGUGUCAUGUGGUCCUCGGCCGAGGGGCGCUACGCCUACUACGUGGACCGCAGGCUGGCCGCCGCGGGGUCGGGGUUCAGGCGCGGCUAUGCCGUGGCGUCGGGCGGCUCGCUGAUGUUAGGCCAGGAGCAGGACGCAAUGGGUGGUGGCUUCGAGAGGCACGAGGCGUUCGUGGGAUCGCUGGCCGGGUUCGCGCUGUGGACGCGCAGCCUGGCGCCCGGGGAGGUGUCGGCGCUCGCCAGGGGUGGACAACUGCCGAUGGAAGGGGUGGCGCUCACGUUCAGUGACCUCGGAAAGCUCUCGGGCGAUGCCAAGCUGGUGCAGUGUGACUGCUUGGAUGACUGCUGAGGACACCAGAAGGGCGUGGGUUAGGUUGGCGCUGGAUAUGAUGCAGAAUGGGGCCUUUUCUACAAUGUCACCACGGCUACGGAAUCUGCUGCCUGAUCAUAUAGCUUCCUGUGCAAAUGUAUCGCAGUUCAAGAGGAGGUUGAAACGUCACCUGUUUCAUAUAUAUUAAGGGUACAAUGAUGCCACUAUACAUGAUUUGUUCUGCGUUCGUUUUAUUAUCAUAUACUCCAGUGUAUAAAACGUUGCUGAUUGUGCUUGAACAAUGUUGUGACAAAGUUUGUGUGUGCUACUACCUUUGUGCAGUGCUCUGUUCAAUAGUGUUUCUUAAUUAUAUUGGCACUUCAGGGCUUGUUUAAUAGUUGUGUGUAGCACAACAUCAAGGAAUAUAUUUUGAUGAUCCAAAUUAGACUUGCCACUAGGGUCCCCGAGGUGAGACUGUCUCAGGGCAAUGAAAUCAGUAACAUGAGAUAUGAUAUAUGGCGCUUUGAGAUGCUUUGGCAUUUAAUUGCUGUAUAUAUAUGUUUAACCUUAUGAAAUGGUAAUGGAUAUCUGCACCAAUCUGAAGCUCGGGUCUGUUGAGAUAUCACCCAUCGCUGAUGGUAAAUGGCCGCAGUGUACUAACCACUGUGCCGCCACUCUACCCACUGUGAUCUGAAGUGUGUGACGUAAAUAAUCUAGCGUCAAAUAGUACACGAGUCGUUUUUUCAGACAUGUUUUUUUCCCGUUCCAGGACUGCAAACGUGUAUUUAAUAUACAUAUGUAUUCAUUGCUAGAUGUAUAUACCUAUUCUCAUAGCAUUGGACCCCAAAGGAUAAUUUCGUCUCUUACAAGCAGGACUUGCCAGACCAACGCACUUGAACAUUUUGCAUCAUCGUAUGGUCAACAUUGUCCAAGAAAAUUCUGCUUCCAUACACCAUUAGAUGCACCUACAGCUCUUGGUCAAUGCGCUGUUCGAUGAAGGCUUCUUCACGCCAUGUUGGUCAUUGGAAUGUUUGACCAUAUUUAACCAUGCUGACCACUGUGGGGUGGUCAAGGUGGCGUUUGGAGACAGGGUCCAGGACCAGUGCAGAUAUCUGCUGUUUGCCGAAACCAAGAAUCAAAUUCUUAUAACUGGGCUGAGGGAGCAGUGCAUAAACCACUGCGCCACUGCUCCUCUAUUAAUACAACAAAAGUUUAACUUUAAAAUAAGUGUAAAUUUGGAAGACAAUAAGAAUAUUGUUUAAGAUUUAUUCUUGGAGGGGAAGCCAUGACUGAUACAAUUAUUGGGAAAUUAUAAAGAAGUCGUGUAAAAAAGGUGCAAAUAAAGACAAUUGAUCAAAACAUAGAGAAAAAGAUGAAGGUCUUGUACUUACAUUUAAACAGACACCAAGUAAAAUUAAUUUGCGUACCGUAUUUGUAUAGUAUGGUAAGGAGGGAUGGAGUAGUGGAACGGUGGCUAACGCGCCGGCAUACCAACCCAGAGACGUGAAUUUGAUUCCCAACUACGGUUAACAUCAGUGGCAAUUCAAAUUUGGACGAAUCCAUUUAACUGAACAGGCAUGAUGGCCUAACGACCUUCACAACUGACACAGCAAAUGGAGGCCCUCAUCCAGAAAUGAAUUGACAAAAGACUCGUAUAGUCUAUGCUUAAAGUUAGAACGCAAAAAUAUUUGCGUUAAUGGAAACUACGUUUGCAGAAAAUGGCUUUUACAAUUCCAUGAAUAUAUUUAAUCAGACUCUGAAAUUAAUAUAUUGACUAUAUAUUCAUGUAUUUUUGUGCAAGACUGUCAAUGUAAUUCACAAUAACCGUCCACAAUAAAAACAUAUUUUCAAUAGUUUGGAGCACAGGCUUAUCAUGUGUGUUAAUACCUCCAGUGUUCAUGACAAUGCAUUGAACGACGAGGAAAUUUGACAUGUUAUCAUGUAUUUAUUGAAUUGCUCCAAUUGUAUUUGUAUGCAUAGUCAACACAAUGAAUGUAACGUGCGCGUAAACCUUUGUUCCGAAAUAUAUUCAACAAGUGUUAA